Salvelinus fontinalis (brook trout) is the source of this 2060-nucleotide messenger RNA. Its product is annotated as sprouty-related, EVH1 domain-containing protein 2-like. The transcript is spliced from 6 exons. The record is from RefSeq and is a predicted model, not a curated record. Gene Ontology annotation, molecular function: protein kinase binding. NCBI's taxonomy places the organism in Eukaryota, Metazoa, Chordata, Actinopteri, Salmoniformes, Salmonidae. Gene Ontology annotation, cellular component: membrane. The coding region runs from base 582 to 2033 and encodes 483 amino acids. Gene Ontology annotation, biological process: negative regulation of MAPK cascade; multicellular organism development.
GAGGUCAAAUCAUGACGUCAGUGAUCUUCAAGUCGGAAAGUCGGAGCUUUAGAAAGAGGCCGAGGUGGAAUUCCAGAAGUCUUGGACGUAGUAAAGUCGGAAGUCGGAGCUUUCCGAGUUCACAGUUGUUUUGAACGCGGCAUCUCCCCUCUCCCUUCGCCGUGACGUAGGGUGCCUGCACAAUCCAACAUGGAGUAGCGAGCGAUGGGGCUCUCUCGGGGCCACCCCUCGGUAACGCCAGUGCCCAUUCAGCAACGCUCAACGGGCCGUCGAAACCCGGGCCCCCAGAAUUUAGGAGGCACAUUUUUUACUUCACCGUAUUAACCUAAGGAUUAUAAACUUUCGGAGAGUCUUUAUUUUACAGAAGCAACUGGUUGGCUUGACAAGAAAGGGACAGCCAGAGAGACCUACUGUAGUCGAAGACUGAAGCAACGAGCGUUGUGUAGUCACACAAAGGCAGCGGAAAGAUAGGCUUCUAUGCGGAAUAGAAGGGAAAGGACUGAGGAUAGGUGUUGAAAAAAAUGACGAGCAAAAAGUAUGCACCCGCAUUGGGAUAUUAUUAUUUCAGGUGAAACGAGAAAAUGAUAGAAGAAACACACCCAAACGAUGACAGCUACAUCGUGUGUGUAAAAGCCGUGGUGAUGGUGAGGGAUGAUUCCAGUGGAGGCUGGUUGGCCCAGGACGGGGGGGCUCUGAGUAGAGUGGGAGUCUGCAGGGUCCUGCCCCCCGAGCUGGGGCUGGGGCUCGUCCCCCUGGAUCGCUCCCACUUCCUCAUCCAUGGAGAACGGCUACGGGACAAACAGGUGAUCCUGGAGUGUGCUCUGAGGAAGAACCUUGUGUACACCAAGGCCACGCCCACCUUCCACCAUUGGAUGGUGGAGGACAGGAGGUGUGGCCUGACGUUUCAGAGGCCUGCUGAUGCCCGGGCCUUCGACAGGGGCGUACGGAAAGCCAUGGAGGACAUGAGAGAAGGCUCCACGACGUCCUCCUCAACACUCCAGAAUGAGGCUGAACUGGGCGACGAUGACGUGUUCACCAGCGCCACAGACAGCUCAUCUAACUCCUCCUCCGAGAGACUGGAGCCCUGUCUGCAGCCACUGGACUCCUCCCCCCUCGCUGACUCAUCCCACCUACACAACAACUGCAUCCUGGGAAACGACCUCCACGAACCCUAUAGGUUGUCAGACCACUACUUCCUAGAUCUGCCUCUGCCCCACAUCCCUCGCCACGUCACCUUCCAGGAUGACGAGGAGAUCGUCAGGAUCAACCCUCUAGAACGUUCCUGGGAGCUCCCAUCGGAAUCCUCCUCCCGCUCGGAACUCCGUAUGGACCAACUAGAACGCUCCUGGCUCACGGGCUAUGAGGACUACCGCCACGCCACCGCGCGUCACAAAUACAUCCGCCCGCCGGACGACUCUGAGUCCUAUGUCCACUUCGCUAAGAGCGAGCCCCACAAACACCACUAUAGUUAUCCCCAGGUAUCCACACCGUUAGAUUCCUCCGACCCCAAACCUACCUUCAGACCUUUACCCAAGAGGCACCACUACGCCGGCUUGGGUUCGCAACACCGCCGUCCAGGGGAGCAGGGCUUCGGUGGUGGCGUGGUCUCUACCCAGCCCCAGCCACUCCUCCCUGGCUCGUCUGAUGGACAGGACAAGAAGUCUGUGGAGGGCGGGUUUGGCGAGCGCCUGCAGUGCCAGUACUGUGGUGAAACGUUCUACCGCGGUAACAACCGACGGGGGCGCUGCCAGGAUGCACCGGACCCGAUCAGGGCGUGCGUCCGGCGGGUCAGCUGCAUGUGGCUGGCCGACACACUGCUGUACCACUGCAUGUCUGACCCGGAGGGGGACUAUUCGGACCCCUGCUCCUGUGAGGGGGGUGGCGAGGGGAGGCUGGGCACGCGCUGGGCAGCUCUGCUGGGGUUGUCCCUAGUGGCGCCGUGUCUCUGUCUGUACCCGCCCCUUCACGCCUGCCACCGGGCCGGGGUGGCGUGCGGGUGCUGCGGGGGCAGGCAUGAAGCCUCAAUGACAUAAACCUUACACAACCCCAAAAAACACAUG